AUGCGUCCACUGUUGGUUCUGGUCAUAGCGUUCCAGGCGCUGACCAGUCCAGCGAGCGCAAAGCUCGACGUAAAGAACAAACCGCAGAUACGCGCGACAACUUCGUUUGCAAACUUUGAUGCACGCAUUAUGGAUCAUUGGGGAGGCGGCGGAGGUGCGACAUGGACUAUUUCAAACGACUCUGUCCACCCAUUCGUGGGCAGGCAAUUCGGAGGAGCGAAGAGGAAGCAAAUCGCAGGUACUCGAGCCUUUGGAAGCGGGUAUCCGUGGGACAGCGACAACGCAGCGACGCUCAGUGGGCGAGGCUUCCCUUUUGGUACCUGGCCCAUCUGGUGGGGGAACGACUUUAUGGGGACAGACGAGUACAACUCGACCAAGGAUACAAUACGACCCGGUGGACAGCUCGUCACUGCUCCAGUCCAACUAAUCAAGGCGGGUUCACCAUUCACCAAUGCGACCGAGGACGAGAUGUACUACAUACUCGGAGACACGCAGAGUGUGACGUUUAUGAUGAUUUCGUUUGUCACCUGGUGUCAUGUGAAACCAGCUUGGCCAACAAAGUUUGACCCCCUAUCGCCCAACACGCCGAUACGACUGGAGAACGUUUUCCAGUACUAUCGCGCCAGCUCAUUCGCGCUCGCAUCAACACUUUACAACAACACGUUUGCGCGAACGUCGAUUGCCAACUCGACGGAGAGCUCACCGCUUCCCGCGCAAGUGGAGUAUUCGGACUAUCGACAAUGCGUCGACAGUGUCAUCUCCAACGCGCUUCCCGUGAUGAACAAGCCGCCCCUUGUACAGAAGAAAUCGGUGACAUAUGGCAUCAUCUUUGGCAUCUUGGGUAUCCCGAUGCUGCUGACUGCGGGAUAUCUGCUGGUGUUUGCAUGGUAUUGCUUAUCUACCAUGUUCUCAGGACCGAUAGCUCGAGUCCGGGAAUCUGCUGACCGCAAAGCCCGAGCAAAGGCUGAGAGGGAAGCAGGGCUUGCUUAUGAAGCAUUCCCAUGA
Serendipita indica DSM 11827 is the source of this 1005-nucleotide messenger RNA. Lineage: Eukaryota; Fungi; Basidiomycota; Agaricomycetes; Sebacinales; Serendipitaceae. The record is from the annotation of a GenBank genome assembly.